CACCAAAACUCUAUGCACUUGCAGGUAAUAAUAUCAGUCCACUUGAGGCUUUCUUUUACAUUUUACGCCCGAGGGAUUUUUUUUUAAUUAAAAAAAAAAAAAAGGAGAUAAACUCGCAGAGAACACUCACCAAUAAAAUCCCUCACAUCUAACCCUAUAUUCCCUCUUCUAUUUCCUCCAUCUUCCUCCCCACUACUGCCACUGUUUCGAUCUGCAAACACUUAAUCCCUCAUCUCCUUCACACCCACGAGGCAGCUGUAAGCAAAUUUACACACAUCCAUAUGUAUAUAUUCCACUAACAAAGGUUCUACUGAAUCCCAUAUAGAUAGAUAGAUAGAUUGAUAUCGAGCACUACCCACAAACGCAGACACACAAACACAUAUAAUAUACACACAAAAAAGUGGAUCGAAGGCAUGGAAAGCGGCCACUUCCUUCGGAAGCACCAGAGGAGGAAGAGAAAGCUGAAGACGAGCAGCAUCAGCAGCACGCAGUUUGCUAUGCACCACACUCAGCUUGGUCCCAAACCGACAUGUCCGCCAUGGUCUCUGCUCUCACCCAAGUCAUCGGGACCGGCUCCGGCGAUGCCGCCGCCGACAACUCAGCCGCUUUAAGGGUGCAGUCGUCCUCCUCCUCGGAACCCACCACCGCUCCUCUCGAACACGACCCAUCUCACCCGCCGGUGCAAGAUCAAGGAUACCCAAGAAGGCGACACUAUAGAGGAGUAAGACAAAGGCCGUGGGGCAAAUGGGCUGCGGAAAUCCGAGACCCCAAGAAGGCAGCCAGGGUGUGGCUGGGCACCUUCGACACUGCCGAGGACGCCGCCAUCGCCUACGACGAGGCUGCCCUUAAAUUCAAAGGCACAAAGGCCAAGCUCAACUUCCCCGAACGCGUCCAGGGCAAGACCCACUUCGGCUACUUCGUUGGCACCGCCUCAAACCCCACAGCCAUCCGGCCACAGCACCUCCUUCCCUCCACAGUCAUCAACCCUCCGCCGUCGCUGUCCCAGGACCCCGACCUACUGCAGUACGCGCAGCUUCUCUCCAGCAGCGAUGAUGCCGAUAUUCCAAAUAUAACUUCAGCUUUAUUUAAUCCCCCUCAUCAUCAUCAGCUGCAGCAGCAGCAGCAGCAGCAACUUGCUCUAGCAGCGCACUCUUCGUCGCCUUCCGGGAUCAUAUCGUCUUCAGUUGCCGCGUUAAUGCGGGAAAGGCAACAGCAGCAGCAGCAGCAGCAGCAGUUUUUGAGGUUUAUGGCGCCCAACUUGGGGAACCCUACUUCUAGUUCAGAGGAGACUAAGAAGGAGUAAUACCAUAUAUAGUUAAGUGUAUAAUUCGGUCUCGGAGAUGACCUAUCAAUUUAUGAUGGUGUCUUUUCUACCGUAAAGAAGCGUAGAAGUAGUAGUAAUAGUAGUAUAUAUAUACUGCUUAAUUUUGUGGUGUUGAUGGAGAAUGAUAUUUGAAUCUGAAUAUGAUCAUUGGUUAAUGAUUGGGUUAUUUGUUCUUAUUUUUAUUGAGAAUAUAUGAAUGAUAAUUCUACGUA
This is a messenger RNA of Malania oleifera, 1536 nucleotides long. Its product is annotated as ethylene-responsive transcription factor ERF113. Gene Ontology annotation, biological process: regulation of DNA-templated transcription; ethylene-activated signaling pathway. The record is from RefSeq and is a predicted model, not a curated record. The coding region runs from base 530 to 1303 and encodes 257 amino acids. The transcript is spliced from 2 exons. Lineage: Eukaryota; Viridiplantae; Streptophyta; Magnoliopsida; Santalales; Ximeniaceae. Gene Ontology annotation, molecular function: DNA-binding transcription factor activity; DNA binding.